AUGAUCUUUCUUCGACGUUUCUCUAAAACAAAGACAGAGAGUGCUCGCAAUAAGGAAAAUUCUUCGAAUAAUGGAAAAAACAACUCAUUUCUUCGCACCAAAAACAACAGUUUUGAUCAUAUUGCAACCAACAAAGUCUCCCUUCAACUUCUUCACUCGUUUCAUCAUGAAGUGAAUGAUGAUUGCUGCGAUCAUUCCAGCACGCCCUCAACAAUUCGAGAGAAAAUUCAGCAAUACUAUUCUAUUGAAUCUUUGAUUGAACUUCAAGAUCCAGAGGCACUUGACAUUCUUCGAGAUUAUCUUCGACAACGCAAGAAUGAAGAAUACUUGUCCUUUCUUGAAAUGAGGAGAGAUUUUAGAGAACGACAAAACAACAUCAUGAUUCGGAACAGACAAAGUUGCUCUCGUGAUCGAUCCAUUGAUUUCGACGACGAGUUCGAUUCCUUCAUUGUGAUCGAUACCAACAAUGUUUUAUCCUCUUCUCCAUCUUCUUCUUCUUCUUCAUUAAAACCUAACGAUUGGUUACUCUUUGAUGAAAUGAACGCCAUUUUCAACAAGUUUUUAAACUGGGACAGUGAACAUUGCAUGAACGUACCAUCCCAAAUAAGGGAACAAAUUCAAAAGGUGAUGAACGAUAUUCAUCGACUCAAUAAUACAAGACGACCGAGAUUAUCAAUAACGAGUUCUGCCUCCAAUUCUUCAUCAAAGUCCUUCACUUCACCUGCUUCACCUUCUUCAGUGAUUUCAAGAACUUUUCGAGCGAGUGUUGGAGAUUUUUCAGAUCAUGAAUCGUCCAUGGAAUGGCAAUCUCCACUCCAAUAUCCUUACGCCAGCGUUGACAUGAAGGAUCUAAGAGAUCGAAUUCAAAACUGUUUGAACACUCUUACUACCGUGGUUAUGUUACAAUUCAAUAAUGAAAUUAUGCCACAUUUUAAAAAGACGGAAGAGUUCAAAACGUUUAUCAUUGCCAAACUCAUUGAAUUAAGUUCACAAGAAGGAGGUUGUGGUGUGAACACACGGAUUGAAGAUAUUUUGAAUCAAAAUGAAUUGUCAGAAUAUGUGAAAACUUUUUCAAAAAUGAAAUUAAUAAGGAUGGAACAAAUCAAAGAUUUCACAUCGAAUGACCUUAGAGAAAAAAUUGGUGUGAAAAAGGUGGGACAUUUGAAACGAAUAGAAAGAUUGAUUAGUGAAUACAAUGCAAGACCAAUCCUCAAAUAA
This is a messenger RNA of Naegleria fowleri, 1218 nucleotides long. RefSeq lists its product as uncharacterized. Bases 1 to 1218 code for a protein of 405 amino acids. The transcript has a single exon. The record is from RefSeq and is a predicted model, not a curated record. Gene Ontology annotation, molecular function: protein binding. NCBI's taxonomy places the organism in Eukaryota, Heterolobosea, Eutetramitea, Acrasida, Naegleriidae.